Porites lobata is the source of this 999-nucleotide messenger RNA. NCBI's taxonomy places the organism in Eukaryota, Metazoa, Cnidaria, Anthozoa, Scleractinia, Poritidae. The record is from the annotation of a GenBank genome assembly.
AUGCCUCGAACGUUUCCUCGAAUUUGUCCGCUAUGUGGCAAACCUGGUGUGUCCAACUUGAGUUCUCAUCUUGAAAUUGUCCAUGACUUAACCGGGCUAAGACGAACACGACUCUUAAAAGAGGCUAAGGUUUCUUGGGAAUCAAAAAGAGAAUAUAUUUCUACAAGCGUCGACUUACCUCGUUGUUCAUCUAGUUCCACGAGAAAAAUAUGUGAACCAAGAAAAAGAAGAAGACCAGUCAACGAAACGCCGAAAACUUCUUCUACUGCGAAAAAGGUAAAGCUUUCCCAUGAUGUUUCCUUGGCAACCGAGCCUUAUCCAGAUUUUAUGUUUCGCCAUAAGUUCUCACUCCUUGUGGUUGGACCAAGUCAAUCAGGGAAAACAGUUUUCGUAGAACAGAUUCUAACGAGAGAUCGUAUUGUCUACGAAACCAACAAGCCCCGUCGCAUUUUAUGGUAUUACAGUCAGUGGCAAGAUAGAUACGAAGCUUUGAAAUCAGCGAUCGGAAAGGACAUUAAAUUUUUUCGUGGCCCUCCCACAUUUCAAGAAGAUCUGCGAGAAAUUGAGCCAAACUACAACAACGUUAUUAUCUUUGAUGAUCUAAUGGCAGAAGCGAUCGAAAGCCCCAUCGUUUCUCGGUUGUUUACCCAAGGUCGCCAUAGAAAUGCCAGCGUCAUACUACUCCUUCAGAAAAUGUUCCCCAAGGGAAAAUUUAACACCGAUAUCAGUCGGAAUGCACAAUACAUGGCGCUUUUCCCAAGUCCUAGCGAUCGGAAACAAAUCGGAAUUGUUGCUGAGCGUAUGUUUGAUAAGAAUCGCCAACGAUUCAUGACAGCUUAUUAUCAGGAAACAGAGAGGCCUUACGGUUACAUCUUUGUAGAUAAUAAACCGGACACGGCGGCAAAUAAGCAGGCGUUGAGCGACAUCUUUGGCUGUUGUCGUCGAUAUCCGACUAUUAACAGCUCCGCAAAAUCGGUCGAAACCGUCAAAACGACCAGU